Brassica rapa (field mustard) is the source of this 1758-nucleotide messenger RNA. RefSeq lists its product as uncharacterized. Gene Ontology annotation, biological process: protein transport. The record is from RefSeq and is a predicted model, not a curated record. NCBI's taxonomy places the organism in Eukaryota, Viridiplantae, Streptophyta, Magnoliopsida, Brassicales, Brassicaceae.
AUUUCUUAGGCAGAAUCAUUUUAUUUUUAAUUGUUUAGGGAAGUUGUUACUGGCACGGCACUGCAUAAGUCCGAACACUUUAUGUUUGACUGUAGAACCGAGCCUUGAGACAUUUCUUUGUCCAAUCUUUUUUUUGUUGUCCAAUUACUUUUUAUGCAAAAAGAAAAGAAAAUUAGAGCCCAAAACGACGUUUCUUGGAAGUUUACAGCUAAAGUGCUUGUAAACUAAGUAGCUCUGAAUAAUUAAUUGAACUCUCUCUAAGCUUUAGAGUAAAAAAUCUAAGCUUCGUAGAAUAAAUAAAGACCAUAAUGAAAGGCAUGUCAAGAAAGGUCUUCUUUUGGAUAAUACAUAAUUUUUUCUCUUUAUCUCUCAGAAGAAACUUUAUGGUUCGUUUCUUUGCUUCAUAGAUUUUGCUAGAUUCUGAUUCCGAGUAUUACUUCGACUCUAGACACUAAACCACCGGUUGAUUCUUCCGCAUUUUCAUAUAGAACAUUCAUCUUGUUGCCUUCUUCUGCCUCAAGAAAUCGAAAAAAAUGAACAUUUUUCUUAGGUGCUUCAAACCCAAGUUCUACAAGAAAAGCAAGUCUACAACCAGUUACAUGAAGAUUCGGCUGGAUAUAGUGAGGAAAAAAAGGAUUGCGAUGGUUAAUUUCUUGGAAAUGGACAUUGUGGAUUUUCUCAAGAAUGGCCUAGAGUAUAAUGCUUAUACAAGAGCAGAAAUGUUACUCGAAGAACUUAGGAUUAUAUCAUGUUAUGAUAUCAUUGAACGAUUUUGUGACUCUAUAUCUGAAAAUCUCUCACUAAUGCUGAAGAAAAGGGAAUGUCCUGAAGAAUGCAAAGAAGCUGUUUCAUCUUUGAUACAUGCAGCUGCAUGGGUUCCUGAUGUUCCUGAACUUAAGGAUCUUAGAGCCGUGUUUACGAAGAGAUUUGGGAGUUUCAUUCAUUCAUCUGUAAAUCAUGAGCUCGUUGAGAAAACUGAAUUGCGAAGUAGACCAUCACGUGAACUGAAGAUUCAGACAGUGAAAGAUAUUGCUAAAGAGUUUUCGAUUGAUUGGGAUCCUACAGCUCUGAAUCUGUUUCUGCUUGGACAAACUUCAUCUUCGCAAAUUGAUGAUAAGGUAGAGACAGGAACUGAUGAUUCGAAGAUUAGGGAAGAGAAAAGUAUAGUAAAUGAUCAAAGCGAGAAUGAAUCGGUUCUUUCAGAGAGCUGGACAAGGGAUUCAUUGUCUAAAGGUAGUUUGAGUUCUAGUUCGAGCUCGAGUCUUAGUUCUCCAAGAAGAGACUCUGAAAAGAAGAAGAUUCUGCCUUACGGACUAAUCUCUCCUCCACGCACGAAACCAGGAGGUAGAAACAAUUGAGAAAUCACAAGAGGAGAAAGAAGUAGACAUAUAAAAUAUAAAUAUGUCUAUAAAUACAAAAAUCUAAGUUAACAUAUAAAAUAGGGUAUAAUGGAAACCGGUCCAAAAAAUAGUUAGCGUACCGUUUGAUGUAAACCGGAUUCAGGAUUUCGGGCCGGUUGGUGAAUCCGAAUCUAAUUUAAAAGUAAAAAGUAAAAACUUCUAACCCCUUCAGAAGUCAAAUAUGAAGAUGAUGUUCUUCCACAUAAUCAAUGAUUAACUAGUUUAAUAAUAAAGUUUAAUCAUACACUCAACUAAAAAAUAAACAACAUGGCAUCUAUAUGAUGUUAUACAUCGAACCUUACCAAACAUCUCAUCUCUCAUGAGCCAUGGCCGGAGAUUAUGAUCCUGAAGCAACUCC